Molecule: messenger RNA, 2811 nt
Organism: Papaver somniferum (opium poppy)
Lineage: Eukaryota; Viridiplantae; Streptophyta; Magnoliopsida; Ranunculales; Papaveraceae
Product: glycine-rich domain-containing protein 1-like
Exons: 7
Coding region: 296-2665 (789 amino acids)
Source: RefSeq, a predicted model, not a curated record
UGCAAAAAUGUCACAUGGCCAACCAUAAUAACAACAACUUGUCUAAACAGUCUUUGUUUCUCUAAUAUUCUAUCAUCACUCUGACUCCCCCCUGCCACAUCACUAUCAAACCUCCUUACUCCAAUCAUGAUAUCCUAUUCCUCCUUCUAAAGAAUCCAUCCCAUUACUAAAAAGCAGCAGAAAGAAAGACAUUUCUAUUCAUCAAUCUUAUUCUCUCUUCUCCUCAAUAUUUCUCUGUUCAAAGAAUUUGAGCACUAAUUUAACAAACAUUCCGAAAACAGAGUAAUUCAAAAAAAUGGCAGGAACUAAGUUGAGUGAGAAAUCCGAUACAGAAGAAGAUGAAGAAGAAGAGUAUUUAAAGAUCUUUGAUCCAAGUAUAGAUUUGGUUACAGCAGGUAGAAGACAAGUAUCAUUUCUACAAAGGGUCUUUGAAUCUCAAUGGUUUCAUCAUCUUCCAUCUAUCAUUCAAUCCAUUAGAAGGUACGAUGAAUUAUGGAUGCCAUUAAUUUCCGAUCUUUCAAUCAAUUCGAAAACCCCACCAAUGAUUCUUCCUCCUCUUGAUAUCCAAUGGGUCUGGUUUUGUCACACACUUAACCCAGUAACGUACAGAGAAUAUUGCCAAUCAAAAUUCUCAAGAUUGAUAGAGAAAUCUUUAAUUUUCAACAAUGAAAACGAAGAGUAUGCAUCAAACUGGUGCAGAGAUAUUUGGAGUUGUAAAUACCCAGAUGAACCAUUCGACAUCAUUGAAUCAACUACUACUUCAGACGAGUCAAUCACAGUAGAUCAAAGCAUACUUGAUGAAGUCAUGAAGCAGAGAUUUUUAUAUACCAAAUUCUCCAAGCCUUAUAUGAUUGAACUUGUUUAUUUAAUCGCGGCGAGAAAACGAUACGCCAGAUUUCUUUAUCUGUUGCAUAAAUUCAAAGAAGAUUGUUCAAAGUUAAUACCCACUCUAGAUAUUCAAUUAAUGUGGUUAACUCAUCAGAGUUAUCCGAUGGUAUAUGCAAGAGAUAUGAAGAACAUAGAAGAUGAUUUGAGCAGAGUGAAUGGAAUUUGGGAUAAAGUGAAUGAUGAAGAUAUGAAAAUGACUAGAAAGUUGUGGGAGAGAUUGUUUGAUCAACCUUAUGAGAAAGCAGGUGGAAUGCUUGAUGAGAUUGUUAAAUCAAUUAAGAUUCCAGUUUAUUGGGAUGCUUGGAGUUCUGAUGUCAAUGCUAAGUACAAAUCCUUGGAACCAAGGUUCUUGCUUGAGGUAUAUGUGAGCAUGAGAGCAGACCGAGAGAUAAAAGAAAGACAGGAAACAUGUUUACGCCUAAGGACAGUCCGAUGCCAUCGAGAACUGAAAAUCAGUAAACCCACAAUCUCGGUGCAAUCAGAUUCAUGGGACAAAAUGUGGCAUCUUUGCUGCGAAUUUGGUACUCGGGGCAUAAUGCUCGAGCUUGGGCAGCAAUCAACCAGUGGUGCUGCCAAGAGUUCUUGUUGUAAAAAGAAGACUAGUUUGAAAAGUACGUUAGUGUUUUUAUGGUACGAUUUGCUAAAGGCACCGUCGCUUACACUUGAAAAAGAACUGCAAGAAAAAUGGAUGAGAGCAGUGGCUUCAAUAACACCACCAGCUCAAGCGCCUUACCUGUUGAAAUGUGUACCAGAUUGCGUGACCGAUGAUUCAGGCGCGAUGAUAUCAGAUGUGAUACUGAAAAUGAAUCUUUAUAGACCGCAAGACGGACGGUGGUUGUCCAGGACAGUCUUGGACCAUGCUGGGAGGGAGUGCUUUGUUUUACGGAUCAGAAUGGGAAGUGGGUUUUGGAGGAGAGCAGGUGAUGUUCCAGUUGCCGUGAAAAAGGAGGAGAGAAUCAUAGAGGUUCGUGAAGGUUCAUGGCGUUACGUUGCUGGCUCGAUUGGUCGAACUCCUCACAAGGUAGUAGGAAGUGCAACACCCAAAGUAGAAGAAGGUUCAAGCUCAAGCUUAGAGAGCAGUGCCAAAACUUGUUGCUGGAGUCUUUCAAAUGGAUAUCAACUUGUGGUACAAUGGGACUCAUCAUCAUCGGCUGGUCUAACUUUCAAUCUCAGCAACCCCAGCACCUCGCGAGAUUCGUCGGUUGUCAGAUUGCUAAAAGGGAGGAAAAUGCAGUACCAAGUAGUAGAUAAUAAUGAUCACGAACAAGUAGUUUCUACCAAAAGCGAAAACAAACAAGAAGACGACGAAGAAGUGUUUGUGACAAUGGUAAGGUACACAGAAGAGUACCCAAAUGGGAAAGCAACAGCUCUAAUGAACUGGAAGUUACUGGUAGUAGAAGUGACACCAGAAGAAGAUGCAGUAGUAGUACUACUCUUGUGCAUGGCGAUACUCCGAAGCGUAACCGAAAUGAAGAAAGAAGAUGUUGGCGGGUUGCUGAUUAGAAGAAGAUUAAAACAAACACAACUAGGCUUAAGAGACUGGGGUUCAGUGUUUCUGCCAGUACCUAAUUCUAAGUCUAACUCGGCGGCGAAUUUUAGUUCAUCAUCAUCAUCACCUCAUCUAAAACCAUGGUAUUGGAAUCCUAAAGUUGUAAUGGCUUCUUCUGUCGAAUCUGAUUAUCAUCACAAAACAGUUAGACAACCAUCUGGUUACCAUUAUACAGAAGCAGAAGGUGGUGACAAACUCUAUAAAAAAGGGUUAUUAAUCAUACCUUAAUUCAAUAUACAACCGUUAAUUUUAGCACAGCCAAAAUUAAUAAUGAGUUCCUUAAUUAUAAAAUUUGUUUGGUCUCGCUGAAAUUUGAACUUACGACCUAAAAGUCACUUUGAUUCUUGAGAUAAGACACCUUCUUCUGGCUCUAA